Prunus persica (peach) is the source of this 1440-nucleotide messenger RNA. RefSeq names its product protein ROOT HAIR DEFECTIVE 3 homolog 2. Gene Ontology annotation, biological process: endoplasmic reticulum membrane fusion. The annotation marks the transcript as partial. The record is from RefSeq and is a predicted model, not a curated record. Gene Ontology annotation, cellular component: endoplasmic reticulum. The transcript is spliced from 12 exons. Lineage: Eukaryota; Viridiplantae; Streptophyta; Magnoliopsida; Rosales; Rosaceae. Gene Ontology annotation, molecular function: GTPase activity.
GUUAUGGCUGCUACUGCUCGGUGUGAAGAGAUAGCCAACCAGAAAUUCAGUCAGUUGAUCCUCGAUGAGGAUUGGUUGGCAUUGGAAGAAGCUGUCCAAAUUGGCCCCGCACAAGGUUUUGGUAAAAGGCUCAGCUCCAUUUUAAGCACCUAUCUUUCUAAAUAUGACAUAGAGGCCACCAUCUACUUUGACGAAGGUGCAAGGAACUCAAAACGACAAUUGUUGGAGUCGAAAGCGUUGGAUUUUGUUUACCCUGCAUACAUGACCAUGUUGGGACAUGUACGUUCCAAAGCGCUUGAAGAUUUUAAAGUGAGGCUGGAGCAAUCAUUAAACAAAGGAAGAGGAUUUGCUACAUAUGUUCGUAUCUGUACUCACUCUUCCAUGCUUGAGUUUGACAAAGGAUGUGCAGAUGCUGCUGUAAUACAAGCUAAUUGGGAUGCUUCAAGAGUUCGCGAAAAACUUCAACGUGAUAUAGAUGCACAUGCAUCAUCCGUUUGUAGUGCAAAGUUGUCAGAAUUGAAUGUCAACUAUGAGCAACAACUGUCUGCGUCUUUAACUGGACCAGUAAAGACUCUACUUGAAACUGGUGGAAAAGACAUUUGGGCUUCAAUAAGAAAACUUCUUAAUCGUGAAACUGAAGUUACUAUAUCAGAGUUUUCAACUGUAGUUGCCGAUUUUGAGUUGGACGAAGCAACAAUUGCCGAAAUGUUGCAACAUUUAAGGGAUUACUCAAGGAAUGUGGUGGAGAAAAAGGCAAGGGAAGAGGCUACGAAAAUUAUGAUCCACAUGAAGGAUCGGUUUUCCACAGUCUUCAAUUAUGACAGCGAUUCAACGCUUCGGGUUUGGACUGGUAAAGAAGACAUUACAAGUAUUACGAAGGAUGCUCGCUCUGCGUCUAUGAAGCUUUUGUCCGUCAUGGCUGCCAUCCGCUUGGAUGAGCAGCCAGGUCAUAUUGAAAAAGUUCUCUUUUCCUCUCUAAUGGAUGGAGCUGUUACUGUUUCAUCUUCACAAGAUAGGGAAAUCGGAGCCUCUGUAGACCCUUUCGCCUCAAGCAAUUGGGAAGAGGUUUCUUCAAAGAAUACCUUAAUUACACCAGUGCAGUGCCAGUCCUUGUGGAGACAGUUCAUAGCGGAGACUGAGAAUAGUGUCACUCAAGCUAUUUCAGCACAUGUUAUGGCUGCUACUGCUCGGUGUGAAGAGAUAGCCAACCAGAAAUUCAGUCAAUUGAUCCUCGAUGAGGAUUGGUUGGCAUUGGAAGAAGCUGUCCAAAUUGGCCCCGUACAAGGUUUUGGUAAAAGGCUCAGCUCCAUUUUAAGCACCUAUCUUUCUAAAUAUGACACAGAGGCCACCAUCUACUUUGACGAAGGUGCAAGGAACUCAAAACGACAACUGUUGGAGUCAAAAGCGUUGGAUGUAUGGCUACUCUCUUCGUCUCUCUAA